Molecule: messenger RNA, 1009 nt
Organism: Caenorhabditis elegans
Lineage: Eukaryota; Metazoa; Nematoda; Chromadorea; Rhabditida; Rhabditidae
Gene: clec-141
Product: C-type lectin domain-containing protein 141
Exons: 3
Coding region: 23-937 (304 amino acids)
Source: RefSeq, marked reviewed
CGGAAAUUCAAGGUAUUCAAACAUGCGCUCCUCAUCAACACUUCUCAUUGCUUUUGGCCUCUUUUUGGCUUCAAUGUCGGUUGAAGCCAUUAUCAGACCAGGAUAUGGAAGCGGAGGACAUCGUCCACCAUCAUCGUACCAUGGAGGACAUCACAAUGAUGAUGACUGUACGACAAAGCCACCAAAGUCCACGAGUACUCCAUCAACUUCCACAUCAACUCCUACAACUACCACAACAACUACUACUACCACCACUACAACUCCUACCACAACCACCACCACCACCACGACCACCACACCUGAACCAACAACUACCAAGGUAAAAGUUUGUCCACAAGGAUACACAAGCUUCCUUCGUACUCCUGCUGCUGACAACUCGUUCACUUCUGAAUGGUGCAUGCAAUUGAUAUGGUCCCCAAGACAACCAAUGCCGAUCAAUAAUGCAUCUGCUCUUUGCCAGGCUUCUAACACUGAAGCAGUUGUAACUACCUUCGCCAACGAGGAGGAGCUCAAUGUGUUCUCUUUACAAAUGGCACAACAGUUCGAUCGUGUUGGACCGGCAACUCGUGGCGCUAUUGCUGUCGACGGAAGACGUAUUGCAGCAUGUGUUUCAAGAGAUCGAGGAAUUCUUGACAGUGAGGAAUGCAAUGGUACAAAUUCAUUCGUAAUGGUUGAUAAGCAUACCUCACCAGGUUUUACUUGGUCUAAAUGGGCUACAAAUGAGCCAUCUGCAAAUGCUUGGACAUAUGACAUCGAACAAUGUAUACAAUUUACCGUCUACCCAGCGCUCACAGGACCAGGGGAUAAUCCAUACAAUAUGCUCAACCGUAACAAUAAAUUCAACGAUAUCUACUGCAACAUGGACAAGGCUCCAAAUGAGCCAACCAACACCGCCUACUGGAACUUCGGUGCUCUUUGCGGAGUCCUCCCAUCCUAAACACUUCUAAUUCUAAUGAUGGUAUAUUUUGAAUGUUUAAAUGAUAAUAAAUGAGGUUAUUCAAAAACAAAA